AUUAGAUCCUCCUCUCGCAGAAACCCCAAGAAGAAGAAUUGUUGUACUCGCGGCAGGUCGUUUAUUUUGGUGUGUUUUUCUCACAAAAUGACAAAAUCGAAGGACAAGAGAGAGAAAGUCAGCGUUGCUAGCGAGAUUGAUCGUGUUGAGGAGCGACGGUUGCGAUGUCACGACAGUAUCGAGAGGGCAGAGUUCAGACGGCGGCGCGAGGAGCUCUCUGAUCAAGACAGACAAUCGCUGGAGGAUGAAAUGACGAUAAUGAACGAAAGGAUGCAAAAGUAUGAUAAAGAGCUGGAGGUGUUGAGAGGAGAGAACAGGAGGAAUAUGAUGCUCUCUGUUGCUCUAUUGGCUGUCAGUGCUCUCUUCUACUACGCCUUUAUCCACUACUGAAUAUGAAUGAACUCAUCUUAGCACAGUUGACUGUGUUAUGUUACAUCUUCAUCAGGACCAAAGACUGCUUUGGCAGCUAAAAGCCUUCAUGCAGCCAUUUGUGCAAAUUAUACGGUGACAUUCGGGGGUCUCAAGUGAAAGUCACCCAGUAAGAUACUACUUGAGUAAAAGUCUAAAAGUAUCUGGUUUUAAAUGUAGUUAAGUACAGUGGUGGAAAAAGUACUCAAUUGUCAUACUUGAGUAGAAGUACAAAGUAAAAGUAAAUUCGACACAUACAAUUCCAGACUGCACGAUAAAAAUACAUUUAAAAAAUAACGGUCAGCCAGGGGCACACUCCAACACUCAGACAUAAUUUACAAACACAGUAUU
Coregonus clupeaformis (lake whitefish) is the source of this 759-nucleotide messenger RNA. RefSeq names its product coiled-coil domain containing 167 (gene ccdc167). The transcript is spliced from 4 exons. The record is from RefSeq and is a predicted model, not a curated record. The coding region runs from base 88 to 390 and encodes 100 amino acids. NCBI's taxonomy places the organism in Eukaryota, Metazoa, Chordata, Actinopteri, Salmoniformes, Salmonidae.